CCUCCACAUGAGAGCUAGAAAAUCUACUCAAAUCUUGCUUACUUGCUGUUCGGUGCUGCUCGCAUCUCCUCUCGUGAUUCCUGCACAAACCCUGUGUCUCGAUUGUGCUCUCGUUCUCGUUAUUAAAAUGAGAAUGAGCGGAACCCUCCAUUUCUUCUUUCUUGCUCAAGCUUCAGAACUUCCUGAUUCCUCCUCACGACCAAAUCAACUGCAACAGUUGGCCCAACCCACAACUGAACCUCCCAGCUCUCCCGUCACCCUCAUUCGCACGUAGUAGCCGCGUGAUCCCAUCUCGAUGCACGAAAUCUCAACGACCUGCUCUUCUCGAUCCCGCACCCUUCCGCCUCUUCCUACUCACGAUCAGACCGCACUCAAUUGGCCGCCGCUCCCUAUCCAACAACCGAUCCGAGGCCUCCCAAACCAUCGUCCCAUGACCUCUGUCGUCGAACGCGACCUCAUGCCGAAUCCCCUGCUCCCAAUUCCACACCCAGCUUUUGUUUCCACCUCAUGUGCCAACUUAACAAUCUUUCGCUUUUUUGUUUGCACACAGGCCACCUGACCGGAUCCACAACCUGCUCUGCUUGCCUCCGGCAAUCCAAUCUCCACUAAUCAAAUUCCCACUCCGACUCAGCCGUCUGAUAUCCCUCUACCCACAACUUCACCCGAGCCUCCCUCAGCCACUAGACUGAACCAAAGCACCUCUAUCUCCAUCCAGCAGUUGAGUUGAACUCAUCCUGCCACUCUCAUCCUCCUCUCCAUUUACUUAACUAUUCACUCUACACCAAACUCUACAAUAACCCACUACCAAACCCAACAACAACUCACUCCUUAGCCAUUUUCUCUCUCUCUCUCUCUCUCACACACACACACACGGAUUUAUAUUAAUAUUAACAGUGCUUAUUAUUAUUAUUAUGUAUAUUAUUAUUAUUAAGUUAAAAAGAAAGAAAAAUGAAGAAGAAAAAGAGAGAAAAUUAAAAAAAAGAGAGAGAACAAAAGAAAAGGAAAGAAGUGUGCGCAUUUUUGUCAUCGUCGUCCCCCCAACACGGCCAUCGUUGUUCGUCACUAAGGAUUUUUUCGUUGUGUUCUGAAGUGAUGGCAGAUAUCUGGGAUGGAAGCUAUGAUGCCAGUAGGCAGUCUGAUGAGAGCUAUCAUGAAAGGCUGCACGUUGAGCCUAUUUAUGAGUCAUUUCUUUGCCCAUUGACAAAACAAGUCAUGCGGGAUCCUGUCACCAUAGAAAAUGGGCAUACUUAUGAGAGAGAGGCAAUUGAGAAAUGGUUCAAGGAGUGCAAGGACAGUGGAAGAAGGCCUAUUUGCCCAUUAACAUUGCAAGAACUGAAUAGCACGGAUCUGAAUUCCAGCACAGCUCUAAGGCAUACAAUUGAGGAAUGGACACAACGUAAUGAUGCCGCUCAGCUUGACAAUGCUUGUAGAUCCUUGGGCCCUGGUAGCUCAGAAAGUGAUACUUUACAAGCAUUAGAUUAUGUCAUGAAAAUUUGUCAGAAAAGCAGGUUGAACAAACGUGCAGUGCGGAAUGCUGAUUUAAUCCCUAUGAUUGCAGAUAUGUUAAAAAGUAGUAGCAGAAAAGUACGUUGCAAAUCUCUGCAAACUCUGUGUGUAGUUGCUCAAGAUGAUGAUAACAAUAAGACAGUUAUUGCCGCAGGGGAUACCGUGCGGACAAUUGUGAAGUUUCUAUCACAUGAUCACUCCCAGGAGAGAAAAGAAGCAGUGUCCCUUCUUUUUGAACUUUCAAAAUCUGAAUCUCUUUCUGAAAAGAUUGGUGGAGUCAACGGUGCUAUACUUAUAUUGGUUGGUUUGGCCAGUAGUAAGUCAGAAAAUAUAUUGACUGUUGAGAAAGCUGAAAAGAUAUUGGAGAAUUUGGAGAAAGAUGAGAAAAAUGUGAGGCUAAUGGCUGAAAAUGGCAGGCUAAGACCCCUUCUUACACAAUUGCUUGAAGGUUCACCUGAGACACAACUGUCCAUGGCUGCAUUCUUGGGAGAACUUGUUUUAAGCAAUGAUGAUAAGGUCUUUGUAGCCCAAACUGCUGGCUCUGCUCUUGUUGAUGUCAUGAAGUCUGGUAGUAAGCAGGCUAUAGAAGCUGCACUUAAGGCGCUGAAUCAGAUUUCAUCACAUGAGGCAAGUGCUAAGAUACUUAUCCAAGCUGGUAUCCUUCCACCUCUUGUCAAGGACCUCUUUACCGUUGGUUUUGACCAGCUUCCAAUGAAACUGAAAGAGGUGUCUGCAACUAUUCUUGCAAAUAUUGUUGCAUCAGGGUCUGGUUUUGAAUCCGUCCUACUUGAUUCAGAUCACCAAACUCUAGUCUCCGAGGAUAUUGUUCACAAUCUUCUCCUUCUCAUCAGCAAUACUGGUCCGGCAAUAGAGUGCAAGCUCCUUCAGAUGCUUGUUGGGCUCACAAGCUCUUCCACAAGUGUCCUAAACAUUGUUUCUGCCAUCAAGAGCUCAGGUGCUACCAUUAGUCUCAUACAGUUUAUUGAUGCCCCUCAGAAAGACAUUCGCAUGGCUUCCAUAAAGCUGCUGCAUAAUAUCUCGCCUUACAUGGGGCGGGAACUUUCAGAUGCUCUACAAGGCACUGCUGGACAGCUUGGUAGUUUGAUUGGAGUUAUAGCAGAAAACAAUGGGAUCACAGAGGAGCAAUCAGCUGCAAUUGGGUUCUUAGCUGAACUUCCUGAGAAGGAUUUAGGUUUGAUCAGGCGGCUUCUUGCUGAAGAAGCCUUCCCCAUGAUCAUUUCCAAGGUUUUAAAGAUCCGGCACGGGGAGAUUCGUGGCAACAGGUUUGUCAGUCCCUAUCUUGAAGGGCUAGUCAGGGUUCUCUCUCGGAUUACCUAUCUUUUAGAGAAUGAAUCGGGGAUUGUAGUCCUUGCUCAGGAACAUAAUCUUGCAGCCCUAUUUACCGAUCUCCUUCAAACAAAUGGGAUAGAUAAGGCACAGAUGGCUUCUGCUAUGGCACUGGAGAAUCUUUCCAAGCAGUCUAAACAUUUGACAAAAAUACCAGAGUUACCUGAACCAGGUUUCUGCGCUUCAAUAUUCCCUUGUUUCAGUAAACAGCCAGUUGUGAUUGGGCUAUGCCGUAUCCACCAUGGUGACUGUUCUAUAAAGGAGAGCUUCUGCCUUUUGGAAGGGAAGGCAGUCGAGAAAUUGAUUGCUUGUCUGGAUCACAAUAAUGAGAGGGUGGUGGAGGCCGCACUGGCAGCUCUCUGUACUGUUCUUGAUGACGGGGUGGAUAUUCAGCAAGGAGUACUUGUUCUUUGUGAAGCAGAUGGCAUCAACCCAAUACUUGAGGUGCUGAAGGAGAAUCGGACAGAUGUCCUCAGGCAGCGAGCUGUGUGGGCAGUGGAGAGGAUUCUAAGGACAGAGGACAUUGCUUAUAAAAUCUCAGUAGACCAGAAUGUGGCAACAGCUCUGGUUGAAGCAUUCCGUCAUGGGGAAUACCGAACUAGACAGAUUGCAGAACGGGCAUUGAAGCAUGUAGACAAGUUACCCAACUUCUCUGCAAUAUAUACCAAGGUAGGGGGUUGAUUAGUACUGGUGGAGAGCUUAGUUUGUGUGGUAUGUAUCUAUAUCUUUUUUAUAUAAACUUUUUCUUUGCUUGGGUCUGGUUACUUUGAUUCUAGAUUUUUUCUAAAUCAUGGCCAGAGAUUCCUGCUUGUUAAUAUGCUAAUGAUUUGUUCAAGCAUUUUUCAAUUGAGAAUCGAGGUGAUUGUUUAUUUCUACAUCAGGAAUGCUACUGAUAAUAGUGAAUUAAGUGUACCAAAUUAGAUUUAUAAUGAAGUAUGGUGCUUCUAAGUUUUCUUUGGGAUA
Dendrobium catenatum is the source of this 3816-nucleotide messenger RNA. RefSeq names its product U-box domain-containing protein 44. Gene Ontology annotation, biological process: protein ubiquitination. The transcript is spliced from 4 exons. Lineage: Eukaryota; Viridiplantae; Streptophyta; Magnoliopsida; Asparagales; Orchidaceae. The record is from RefSeq and is a predicted model, not a curated record. The coding region runs from base 1093 to 3534 and encodes 813 amino acids. Gene Ontology annotation, molecular function: protein binding; ubiquitin-protein transferase activity.